AUGUUUUUCUUUAAAGACCUUUCUCUAAACAUUACACUUCACCCGUCCUAUUUUGGACCUAGAAUGAGAGAAUACCUGAAAACAAAACUGCUACAGGAAGUUGAAGGUACAUGUACGGGUAAAUUUGGGUACAUUCUAUGUGUAUUGGACUGCGAAAAUAUUGAAAUUGAGCGGGGUAGGAUCCUGCCAACAGAUGGAUCAGCAGAAUUCAUAGUGAAAUAUAGAGCAGUAGUAUGGAAACCAUUCAAAGGAGAGGUGGUAGACGGCAUUGUAUCGAGCUGUACGAAUCUGGGAUUUGAAGUCGAUGUAGGUCCGUUGAGUGUAUUUGUAUCACCAUUUUUAAUGCCUGAAGAUUUGACGUUUAACAGUGGAUCGAAUCCUCCGUCUUACCAGUCAUCUGAACAGAUUAUCACAAAGGGUUCUAGAGUGCGUUUAAAGAUUGUGGGAGCUAGAAGUGAGGUUAAUUCCAUUUACGCCAUUGGCAGUAUAAAAGAGGACUAUUUGGGUGUCAUUUAA
Messenger RNA from Eremothecium sinecaudum, 516 nucleotides. RefSeq names its product DNA-directed RNA polymerase II subunit RPB7 (gene RPB7). Gene Ontology annotation, molecular function: single-stranded RNA binding; single-stranded DNA binding; translation initiation factor binding. Gene Ontology annotation, cellular component: RNA polymerase II, core complex; P-body. The record is from RefSeq and is a predicted model, not a curated record. The transcript has a single exon. NCBI's taxonomy places the organism in Eukaryota, Fungi, Ascomycota, Saccharomycetes, Saccharomycetales, Saccharomycetaceae. Bases 1 to 516 code for a protein of 171 amino acids. Gene Ontology annotation, biological process: positive regulation of translational initiation; transcription initiation at RNA polymerase II promoter; positive regulation of nuclear-transcribed mRNA poly(A) tail shortening.